Messenger RNA from Argentina anserina (silverweed cinquefoil), 1867 nucleotides. RefSeq names its product probable inactive receptor kinase At2g26730. Gene Ontology annotation, molecular function: protein binding; ATP binding; protein kinase activity. NCBI's taxonomy places the organism in Eukaryota, Viridiplantae, Streptophyta, Magnoliopsida, Rosales, Rosaceae. The record is from RefSeq and is a predicted model, not a curated record. The transcript is spliced from 2 exons. The coding region runs from base 39 to 1688 and encodes 549 amino acids. Gene Ontology annotation, biological process: protein phosphorylation.
AUCGCAAUGGCCGCGUCACAGGCAUUGUCCUGGAGAAUAUGGGACUAGCAGGGAACCUCAAAGUUGAUGCAUUCAGAGACUUGACUGAGAUAACUGUGUUGAGCUUGAAGAACAACAAUAUACGGGGACACAUGAUGGAUUGUAGUUCCAACCAGAAGCUGACUCGCAUUGACAUCUCCCGGAAUAUGUUGUUGGGGCCAAUGUCAAUUUCACUUUUCAGUCUUGGGAUCUUGGAGUCUUUGUCUGUUCAACAUAAUUGGUUGGGAGGUCAUAUCCCGGACUUGAACCAAUCCACAUUGAAAGAACUCAAUCUCUCAUAUAACAAUUUAUCUGGGUUGAUUCCAACAACUCAAGCUCUUCAAAAAUUUGACUACAGUUCAUAUAUUGGUAACAGUGACUUGUGUGGAUCACCUUCUCAUGUUCCCUGUGAGGCUGUCAGCCCUUCUCAGUUGAACAGUGGUAACAAGAAUGGUUCUUCUGGUUCUAAUAACAAAGAUCCUGGUCCUUCCCGGUAUGCUGUAAUCUUUUGUGGUUUGCUUCUUGUUUGUCUAGCAAUCGCCAGUUUUCUUUCGGUUCUCUAUUAUAUGAAAUAUAGGAAGCUAAGGAAGUUGAUAAAGCAAGUGAAAGCCACUAGUACCAAACAAACGAAUGAGGAGAGCAAAACAGGUGGAGAGAAGGACCAAGAUGAAGGUGUAAGAGAAAGGGAUGAGGCAGUGAGUUAUGUGGGAGGAGUACAAGAGAAAGGGAAGCUUAUAUUCACUGAGGUUGAGGAUGGAGCAGCUGCAGAGUUUGAACUUGGAGAUAUUUUGAAAGCUUCUGCUGAGGGAUUAGGCAGAGGGAUUUUUGGAAACAGUUAUAAGGCUAAGAUGAUUGGGAAGGAAGCCGUUGUUGUAAAGAGGAUAAGGGAUCUGAAACCAUUGAUUACUGAAGAAUUCAACAAGCAGUUGCAGUUGAUUGCCAACUUGAAACACCCCAACUUGUUGCCACUUCUUGCUUACUACCAUACCAAGGAUGAAAAGUUGCUCCUAUAUAGAUAUGUUCCAAAUGGGAAUUUGUUCAACCGAUUGUUUGAAGCAAGAGGGCCAAAUAGGAUUCCAUUUACAUGGACAUCAAGACUAUCAGUUGCUCAAGGUGUAGCGCGAGCUGUGGAGUAUCUUCAUCUCAAUGCCACAUCCCCUAAUAUACUUCCCCAUGGAAACUUAAAGUCUACAAACAUUCUUCUCAAUGAGAAUGGCACGGUUCUUGUUUCAGAUUAUGGUUUUGCUUCACUAGUAUCACAUCCAAUUGCAGUUCAACGCAUGGUUUCGUAUAAAGCACCCGAGUAUAAAAGGACCAAAAGAGUUUCAGUAGAGUCUGAUGUUUGGAGCUAUGGAAGCCUUCUUUUAGAGCUUUUGACAGGUAAAAUCUCGGUCUGCACUGCUCCAUCAGGUGUCAGUGGUGUAGAUCUUUGCAGCUGGGUUCACCGAGCAGUUAGGGAAGAAUGGACAGCUGAGAUUUUUGAUGUUGAACUAUCUGACGAGCACAGAACAACCUCUAGUGGAAUGCUUAGACUGCUGCAGAUUGCAAUGCAGUGCUGUGAUCCAUCUCCGGAGAAACGCCCCAUGAUGAGUGAAGUGGCAAGGGAAGUGCAGAACAUAAGGAUUACUGAGACAGCUGGAGUCGAUUCAGAUGAUUCGGUAGAUGACUAACUACUAUCCCUGCAAAAAUUUCUCAGUGAUCAUAAGAGGUAGUAAUGUGUGCAUCAGGAUUAUUAUUGGAACAGUAUUGCAUAGCAAACCACAUUUAAACCCCCAUUAUUUUUCAUCACAGAAAGUAUGGUUCCAACUAAUGGUGCUAUAGUUGUUCCGAAAUUGGUCAUAUGCACUAU